Acinonyx jubatus (cheetah) is the source of this 2044-nucleotide messenger RNA. It is a transcript of the gene CB3H15orf40, whose product is annotated as chromosome B3 C15orf40 homolog. The transcript has 4 exons. Lineage: Eukaryota; Metazoa; Chordata; Mammalia; Carnivora; Felidae. Gene Ontology annotation, cellular component: cytoplasm. Bases 48 to 458 code for a protein of 136 amino acids. The record is from RefSeq and is a predicted model, not a curated record.
AGCGCUCUUCCGGCGCCGCUCUGCCUCCGCCCGGCUUCCCCGCGGGGAUGCUGCGGCUGGGCCGCGGGCUGAGGCGGCUCGGGUCGGGACGCGGGGCUGGAGACUCCGGCCGGCUCCCUUUAAGUGCGGAGAUGCCCAAGAAAGCUGGUGCGACGAGCAAGGGUAAAAGCCAGACCAAGGAGCCAGAGACACCACUUCCUCCCUUAGGUCCUGUGGCAGUUGAUCCUAAAGGUUGUGUCACCGUAGCCAUCCAUGCCAAACCUGGUUCCAAACAAAACGCUGUAACAGACUUGACACCUGAAGCUGUGAGUGUGGCCAUUGCUGCGCCUCCGUCGGAAGGAGAGGCUAAUGCCGAGCUCUGUCGCUAUCUUUCCAAGGUCUUAGAACUCCGCAAGAGCGAUGUGGUUUUGGAGAAGGCGAAUCAAUUACAAAGGGAAAAAUUACAUCCUGUCUGUUGAACAUUAUAAGGAAGGCAGCUUUGAAAUCCAAAACCAUGCUAGAAGUCUCACCAGAUCUCUUUUUCCUAUCUGGUUUCAAGAACUCAAACUGUACUCGGAGCUGUGACCGAUGGUUAUUAGUACUCUGGAUAACCUCAAAUCCCUCUAGCACUCAAGAAAGAAAAUAAAAACAACCCCUCCAUCUCAAGUCUCCAGCAAGCUGGUCUCAGUCAGUAUUAACCUGAUGUGCUUCCAUCAUCAGCAUUCGACAUUUUAAAAUCAGGGAUUUCCAAAUAGCAAAUGCUACUAAUUUUUAGCUUAAUGUUUAUAUACAUUUGAUAUUUGAAAUUUGUUAUUUUCUGAAGCAUGUAAUUUCUUCUUUUGCUAGUUCGUGUAUUAAUUCACAUAAGAAUCACAAGUCUUCACUCGCAGUGUCUCCUGCUCUUCCCCCAUCUUCUGUCAGUUACUCCACAUGCUUCACAGCCGUGCUGUGAUUCACCACUCACCACGUCCUUCCCUCCCGUUGACGGAACGAACGUUUAUGCGGCACCGGUUACGUACCGCUGGGGGUGUAAUGGUCACAAGCUCUCAUUUCUACCUUAAGCCCUUGUAUGUUUGCUCACUUCUUUUCACGAUCACCCUGUGAAGAGUAGCAGGGUGAGUGUUCUUAUCCUGACAGGGAAGCAAAUAAGCUCCAAGUGUAAGUGAUUUUCUCAAGGUCACACACCUUGUGAGAACAGGACUGGAAGCCAGGACUCCUUAUGCUAAUGCUAGAUGCUGUCAACAACAGACGGUCUAUUCGAGAUUAAUUCCAUUUGACACGAUUUUAAUUCUUCUCACUCUUAAAUUAUCCUUUUUUAAAUGUUACUUUCAGUCCCUCCCACAUGAAGCAGAAACCGUGUCUAUUAUUUCCUCUCAGUUUUAAGCAUAUAGGGGACAGGCUAAUGGUGACUGUUGUUUAAAAAAAAGAAAAAAACCCACCACCAUAUAGGCUACUCUAGCAGAAUGCAGAAAUAACUCGCGUUAAAAGGACUCCUGUUUUCAAGCAGGGCUGAGUGUCAGGCCAUCUGUGAUCUUACCGUACUAGGAUUAAGAGAUUUAAAUACUAUUAGAAAAUAACCUUUCCUUUGAGCUUCCUGAGACCCAUCCCUCACUCCAGCCCUGCCCCGUGGGCCCAUCAGUCUCCCUAAUUAGGGCCAGGAGCCGGUACGGCAGAGAUCCUGUUGUAAAGCUGUGGCCAGUUACUAUCCGGGUGAGACAGUGCCUGUGCUUUAUCAGUUGACAGAUAUUUUUAAUAACCCAUCUGCCUUCAGACAGGAUCUUGGGGGUGCUGUGAGGCUAUCCUUAACUCUCUAGGCUAAGUAUCUGUGGUAUCCAGAUAAAGCUGUAACAGCACUGUGCCUAUUGAUGUAAUUAGAGGGGUACAGGGAAAACCCUUAUUGCUAAAAUUUCAUUCACAUCUGAAUGUGAAGAUCUGAUCUUAUUAGAUCCUUUCCAAUAAAAGUUACCUGAAAGGAUGGCUCUUCAGGAAGGGGGGAGGGGAGAGUUGGCUCCAGAGCAUGGAGAAGUCAACCUCAAGGGCCUAGAGUGGAGUGUUAAGAGAGAAG